This is a messenger RNA of Callithrix jacchus (white-tufted-ear marmoset), 2276 nucleotides long. It is a transcript of the gene PLVAP, whose product is annotated as plasmalemma vesicle associated protein. Gene Ontology annotation, biological process: positive regulation of cellular extravasation; regulation of vascular permeability. The record is from RefSeq and is a predicted model, not a curated record. NCBI's taxonomy places the organism in Eukaryota, Metazoa, Chordata, Mammalia, Primates, Cebidae.
CACUCCCCCCUGCGAGGCAGGAGCCAGAGCAGGCCGGGUGGCGAGCGGGGACGGUGCACCGCUGGCAACGGGAGCAAAUGGGUCUGGCGAUGGAGCACGGAGCAUCCUACGCUCGGUCGGGCGGCAGCUCUCACGGCUGCUGGUACUACCUGCGCUACUUCUUCCUCUUCGUGUCCCUCAUCCAAUUCCUCAUCAUCCUGGGGCUCGUGCUCUUCAUGGUCUACGGUAAUGUGCAUGUGGGCACAGAGUCCAACCUGCAAGCCACCGAGCGCCGAGCUGAAGGCCUGUACAGCCAGGUCGUGGGUCUCUCGGCCUCCCAGACCAACCUGACCAAGGAACUCAACCUCACCACCCGCGCCAAGGACGCCAUCAUGCAGAUGUUGCUGAGCGCCCGCCGAGACCUGGACCGCAUCAACGCCAGCUUCCGCCAGUGCCAGGCUGACCGGGUAAUCUACGUAAACGAUCAGGUGUAUGUGGCUGCCAUCAUCCUUAGUGAGAAGCAGUGCAGAGAUCAGUUCAAGGAAAUGAACAAGAGCUGCGAUGCCUUGCUCCUCAUGCUGGGUCAGAAGGCGAAGACACUGGAGGUGGAGAUAGAAAAGGAGAAGGCCGUUUGCACGAAGGAUAAGGAAGGCAUGCUGCUGAGCAAACGCAUGGCGGAGGAACAGCUGGCCGAGUGCGUGAAAUCGCAGGAGCUGCAGCGCCAAGAGCGCCAGCUGGCCCAGGAGCAGCUGCAAAAGGUGCAGUCCCUCUGCCUGCCCCUGGACAAGGACAAGUUCGAGACGGAUCUUCGUAACCUGUGGAGGGACUCCAUUAUCCCACGCAACCUGGACAGCAUGGGUUACAACAUCUACCAUCCUCUGAGUUCGGAAGUGGCCUCCAUCCGCAGAGCCUGUGACCACAUGCCCAGCCUCAUGACCUCCAAGGUGGAGGAGCUGGCCCGCAGCCUCCGGACCGGCAUUGACCGCGUGGCCCGCGAGAACUCGGACCUCCAACGCCAGAAGCUGGAUGCCGAGCGGGGCCUGCAGGCCAGUCAGGAGGCCAAACAGAAAGUGGAGAAGGAGGCUCAGACCCGGGAGGCCAAGCUCCAAGCCGAAUGCUCCCGGCAGACCCAGCUGGCGCUGGAGGAGAAGGCGGCGCUGCGGAAGGAACGAGACAGCCUCGCUAAAGAGCUGGAAGAGAAGAAGAGGGAGGCGGAGCAGCUCAGGCUGGAGCUGGCCGUCAGAAACUCGGCCCUGGACACCUGCAUCAGGGCCAAGUCGCAGCCAAUGACGCCAGGGUUAAGGCCCAUGGGUUCUGUCCCCAACCCCCGGAUUAUCGAGCCUGCCGCCCUGGAGGAGUUUAAGAGGAAGGUUCUGGAGUCCCAGAGGCCCCCUGCAGUCAUCUCUGCAGCCCCAUCCAGUGGCUGAGGAUGCUCCAGGCCUGAGGACCGAGGGGUGGCGCGACUCGGCGGUCUGCGGAGGAUGCAGUGAGAUGCUCGUGGCGCCCGCCACAACCCCCUCCCGCCGCCGCCCGCCACCCAUGGCCACCAUCAGACAACUUCCUGCAUGCAAACCCCUUGUACUCUCUCACGCCCGCACCUGCGCCUCAUGGUCCCUCGCCCAGAACACACGGCCGCGGUGAUGAUGUGGCGAUGACGUCACACGUCCCAGGGUGAUGGCUUCACGCAGCCAUGUGGACGUCACGCACAGAUCUAGCGGUGGCACCACAUGUAUGUACUGCGUGGCGCACAGACAUGGGGAACUUGGAAAUGCAGUGAUGACGUCACUGGCCGUGUUGACGUCAUGUGUCAUGACAACGUCACACAGACGCAGCGAUGACAUCAUACAGAAGGUGAUGUCACACACACAGACGCAGUGACAACUUUGCACACACCAUGACAACGUCACAUAUAGAUAUGGCACCAACAUCACAUGCACACACGUCCUUUCACACACACUUUCUGCCUAAUCCUCACCUAGUGUCACAUCCCCCCCACCCUGGCACCCAGGCCAAGGUACCCUUGGCAUCCCUGGGCCCCAGCACCUCCCCUCCUCCAGCUUCCUUAACUCCCAGGACUUCCUCGCCUGCAGUGUCUGGCCCCGGAGGUGAGAACAGGGAGCUGUUCACCUCUGCACCCUGAGCGUGAGCGUUUCCAGACCUCUCUUGGGGCCCUGAUCCCAGGGUGAGGGACACCUGCUGUCGGGAGGUGCACCCUUUCUCCCCCCAACUCCUAGCCCUGCCUUGUGGCCCCUUUGAAAUAUUGGUGGCACUUAAUAAAUGUUAGUAAAUCCUUCAAA